CUACUGGCUGCAGACACAAGCGUCAGUUUAUCACUGGACUCAGCACCAGCAGCAUAUGCGUGGCUCAGGAUCGCACAGGUUUACUUGCUGACGGAGAACAGUGCGCGACACAUACUAAGGAUAUCCGUCUCUAAUGUGCAAUAUGACUUUGGAAGAACCGUGUGGAGACAACGCAACGGAAAGAAUGGACUCGGUUGAAAAGGCACUGGAAGAGGUCCUGACUGCUGCAUUACCUCAGGGUUGCAUCACUGUGGGAGUUUAUGAGGCUGCGAAGUCACUUAAUGCGGACCCAGACAACGUGGUUUUGUGUCUGCUGGCCACAGACGAGGAGGAUGUGAAAGACGUCGCGCUCCAGAUUCACUUUACCUUGAUUCAAGCAUUCUGCUGUGAGAAUGACAUCAAUAUCUUACGAGUGAACAACAUGAGACGUCUGGCAGAGAUCCUGGAGGGCGUGAAACCAGGAGGAGAGCCGAUGGACCUCCACUGCAUAUUAGUCACCACUCCAGAGUCAUCCGCGUGGAACGAUCCAGCUCUCAGCAAACUGAAUCGAUUCUGCAGAGACAGUCGGGGUUUGGAGCAAUGGGUGCCGGUUAUCAAUCUGCCUGAACGUUGAACAGAAUCUCACAAACUAUGUCAGAGCUUUUUAUGGGCUCCUGCACUAGAUUUGUGUUCUGCUCUUGAUGAAGCCUAAUGCCACUGAAAAUAAGACAUGAGGGGGAAUAACGAAAUGCAAUGGAUGAUAUGUUUUCCAGCAAACCCAGUGAUCAGAAGUGUGGAUUUUGUUUUUCCGGUUGGAAAGGCAACUCAUGGUUUCACCUCAGAGCAGGAAGAAUGACUCUGCACUGUUCACAGUGCUGCAAGGGAACGACAGGUAUGCCGGGAACUAUACAGGAAGCUGAAUCCCACAUGCUGGAUUAGAGUACUAGGAGUGAGCUGAGAGACUGGAGUGCGUUCAACUGGAAUCUACUCAAUGAAAUGUGACCAGACUGUCGGAGGUCAGAUGGACCGUUAAAUUAUGGGCAUGACCCUUUUGCAGACUUUCUACAAUUUAAAGACCAUAACUUAUGAUGUUAAUGCUGUCCUGUAUUAUAAUUAUUUAAAAGGGAAUAUACAACAGUCUUUUAUUGAUUUAGAAAUGAGUUACUUGUUUUAAUUCAACCAUUCUGGAAUAGGUUUCGUAUUUUAAACUGUUAAUUUUAAGCUUUUAAUUUAUUAAUUGUAUUUAUAUUGUUGCGUUCGUCAGAAAUUUUAAAAUAAAAUGUCUGACCUUUUAUGCA
Molecule: messenger RNA, 1277 nt
Organism: Carassius carassius (crucian carp)
Lineage: Eukaryota; Metazoa; Chordata; Actinopteri; Cypriniformes; Cyprinidae
Product: growth arrest and DNA damage-inducible protein GADD45 alpha-like
Exons: 4
Coding region: 134-613 (159 amino acids)
Biological process (GO): regulation of cell cycle
Cellular component (GO): nucleus; cytoplasm
Source: RefSeq, a predicted model, not a curated record